Molecule: messenger RNA, 1321 nt
Organism: Trichomycterus rosablanca
Lineage: Eukaryota; Metazoa; Chordata; Actinopteri; Siluriformes; Trichomycteridae
Gene: napab
Product: N-ethylmaleimide-sensitive factor attachment protein, alpha b
Exons: 11
Coding region: 64-951 (295 amino acids)
Biological process (GO): regulation of synaptic vesicle priming; SNARE complex disassembly; synaptic transmission, glutamatergic
Cellular component (GO): vacuolar membrane; terminal bouton; synaptobrevin 2-SNAP-25-syntaxin-1a complex
Molecular function (GO): syntaxin binding; soluble NSF attachment protein activity
Source: RefSeq, a predicted model, not a curated record
UCUUGGUAAUGUUGUGUUGAUGUGGCUCGUCAGAGGAUUCUGAGCUAGUUGGAUAUAAAAAAUAUGGAUAAUUCAGGUAAAGAUAAAGAGGCCAUGGCUCUCAUGGCAGAAGCCGAAAAGAAAGUCAAAUCAUCACAGUCGUUUCUUGGUUCGUUGUUUGGGGGCUCUUCAAAGAUGGAGGAGGCAUGUGACAUGUAUGGACGAGCUGCUAACAUGUUUAAGAUGGCAAAGAACUGGAGUGCUGCAGGAAAUGCCUUCUCCCAGGCUGCCCUUCUUCACUUGCAGAUGCAGAGCAAACAUGAUGCUGCAACCAACUUUAUUGACGCUGGAAAUGCCUUUAAAAAAGCAGAUCCACAAGAAGCCAUAAACUGCUUGAUUAGGGCCAUCGAGAUUUACACAGAUAUGGGCCGUUUCACAAUUGCGGCAAAGCAUCAUGUGACCAUUGCGGAGAUUUAUGAGACUGAGCUUGUUGACAUUGAAAAGGCCAUAGCUCACUAUGAGCAGGCUGCUGAUUACUACAAAGGAGAGGAGUCCACAAGCUCAGCUAACAAAUGUCUUCUUAAAGUUGCCACAUAUGCUGCACAGCUGGAACAGUACCCAAAAGCUAUUGAAAUAUAUGAGCAGGUAGCAACACAUGCGAUGGACAGCACUUUGCUAAAAUACAGUGCCAAGGACUACUUUUUUAAGGCAACUCUCUGCCACUUCUGUGUUGACAUGCUUAAUGCCAAGCUUGCUCUGCAGAAGUAUGAGGAAAUGUUCCCAGCUUUUUCAGACUCCCGUGAAUGCAAAUUAGUCAAGAAACUUCUUGAUGCGUAUGAGGAGCAGAAUGUUGAUGUAUAUACUGACUCGGUGAAGGAAUACGAUACAAUCUCACGACUGGAUCAGUGGCUCACCACCAUGUUGCUGCGCAUUAAAAAAACCAUAGAGGAGGACGACAGUGACCUUCGUUAACAGCGUUCUCUUCCCUAGUCUUGUUUUUUUUGUUCUAACUUUGCUGUUAAUUUUUUUCUUAUUUUUCUUACUAGCAGUUAGGUGACUUCUGUCUUUGAGGCCCAGCUGCCUCUAAUUGCUUAAAGUGUAUAUAGGCCUGAGUUCAAAAAAUGAAGAACACUAAUACAUUACAUACUGGAGCAGUGUUCUAAAAGUGCCAUAGAUUUGUUACCAGCAGUAAUGUGUGGAGUGCUGUGCACACGUUGCCUUUGAAUUCUUGCUUUCUGCUCAUUGCAUUGAGCAGUUUUACUACUAUGCACAAAAUGCUUUUUGAUUUAUUCUUAUUUUUGUUUUGUUUUUAGGUAUGCCAUUAUAAAAUCCUUAAAAUAUA